GGCGGCGGUGUGGCCUCAGAGGGGUGGGGCAGAAGCGAGGCAGGACGGCCGAGGCCGCAAGGCGGAAUGCUGCGCGUGGCGCUGGGUCGCGUGCUGGCGCUGUGGAGUCGCGCGAGACCCCAAGGGCCAGGCCUGAGGAGUCUGUGGGGAUGUGGGCUCCACCCGGAGGUCGUGAGUAGGCGGCGGGCGCUGGGCUGGGGCUGGAGGCGCUCGAGCUCCACGCCGGAACCUGGGGCGGCGCUGGGGCGCGUGGAGACGUCACACUACCAGCUAGCCUACACCUGCAAGGUCUGCGGAACUCGGUCAUCCAAGCGCAUCUCCAAGCUGGCCUAUCAUCAGGGUGUGGUCAUUGUGACCUGCCCCGGCUGCCAGAACCACCACAUCAUUGCCGACAACCUGGGCUGGUUUUCGGAUCUGGAUGGGAAGAGGAAUAUUGAAGAAAUUCUGGCAGCCAGAGGGGAGAAGGUACACCGAAUGGCCAAUGAGGGGACUCUAGAACUGGUUUCUGAGGCUGCUGGGGGCCCCAAAUCCAUGGAUGCUGUGGAGCAGGGCAAGGACCAGGAUCCCAUUCACCCGGGCAAGACGGAAUGCAGCUGACCCCACCUUCUGCCCAGGAAAGGGUUGCCUCAGACUGGGCCCUCUGCACUUGGCUAGUUUUCCACCAAUAAACAGACAUUUUAAAAAAUUUCUUU
This is a messenger RNA of Erinaceus europaeus (western European hedgehog), 692 nucleotides long. It is a transcript of the gene DNLZ, whose product is annotated as DNL-type zinc finger. The coding region runs from base 67 to 597 and encodes 176 amino acids. Lineage: Eukaryota; Metazoa; Chordata; Mammalia; Eulipotyphla; Erinaceidae. The transcript has 3 exons. The record is from RefSeq and is a predicted model, not a curated record. Gene Ontology annotation, molecular function: protein-folding chaperone binding; zinc ion binding. Gene Ontology annotation, cellular component: mitochondrion. Gene Ontology annotation, biological process: protein stabilization; protein import into mitochondrial matrix; protein folding.